Messenger RNA from Lutzomyia longipalpis, 2977 nucleotides. RefSeq names its product sphingolipid delta(4)-desaturase DES1 (gene ifc). Gene Ontology annotation, cellular component: membrane. Gene Ontology annotation, biological process: ceramide biosynthetic process. The coding region runs from base 221 to 1186 and encodes 321 amino acids. The record is from RefSeq and is a predicted model, not a curated record. NCBI's taxonomy places the organism in Eukaryota, Metazoa, Arthropoda, Insecta, Diptera, Psychodidae. Gene Ontology annotation, molecular function: sphingolipid delta-4 desaturase activity. The transcript is spliced from 2 exons.
GUGGUGCCUUUUGGAACUAAAUUCCAAAGAAGAAGAAGAAGAAAGAGAUAAAAAUUCCCUUUCGUGAUUUUUUUUAUUGAGAGAAAAUAAAUUAAUUUGCGAUUUGUGAGUCAAUUGACGGCAAAUAGGCGAUCAAUUCGUGGGUGUGGUGUCUGUGGGUGUUUCAUUUGCCAAACAGUGACAUCCCGGAAGUGCAGGAGCGCCUGGGAAGUGCGAGAAAAUGGGGCAAAAGGUGUCUCGAACGGAUUUUGAGUGGGUGUACACGGAAGAACCGCAUGCCAGUCGCCGGAAGUUGAUGCUGGAAAAGUACCCGCAAAUUAAGAAGUUGUUUGGGUAUGAUCCGAUGUUUAAGUACGUUGCGGGUGGGAUGGUGCUCAUGCAGAUGAUUAUGCUGUUUGUCAUGCAAGAUCGCUCCUGGACGACGAUCCUCCUGGCAGCAUAUUGUUUUGGGGGCGUCAUCAAUCACUCCCUGAUGCUGGCUGUGCAUGAGAUCUCCCACAAUUUAGCGUUCGGGCAUGCCCGGCCCAUGGCAAACCGGAUGUUUGGCUUCUUCUGCAAUCUCCCCAUUGGCCUGCCCUUUUCGAUUUCCUUCAAAAAGUACCAUUUGGAGCAUCAUCGAUAUCAGGGCGAUGAAGUGGCCGACACGGACAUCCCCACGUACCUGGAGGCGAAGCUGUUCUGCACGACGUUUGGGAAGUUCAUCUGGGUCGUGCUGCAGCCAUUCUUCUACAUUUUCCGCCCCAUUGUGGUGAACCCCAAGCCCCCGACUACGCUGGAAUUUGUCAAUGUUGUCAUUCAGCUGGCAUUUGAUGCCAUCGUGGUUUACUUCUUCGGAUGGCGCGUGAUGGCAUACCUGGUGUUGGGCUCUGUGCUCGCCAUGGGCCUCCAUCCGGUUGCUGGGCACUUUAUCAGUGAGCACUACAUGUUUGCCAAGGGCUUCGAAACGUACUCCUACUACGGGCCCCUCAAUUGGAUCACCUUCAACGUUGGCUACCACAAUGAGCAUCACGACUUCCCCGCUAUACCCGGUAGUCGGCUACCGGAAGUACGCAAAAUCGCCCCGGAAUUCUACGACAACAUGCCCCAGCAUUCGUCAUGGGUCAAGGUCCUCUAUGACUUUGUCACAGAUCCCGCCGUGGGACCCUAUGCACGGAUUAAGCGCAAGGCACGUGGACUUGAUUCCUAAAAGUAUUUAUUUCUUCCCCUUAUUCCCUUAAUGCCCCUCCUCCCUCCCCUUUGCCUUAGGACGACCUUUACGAGUUUCUUCAUCAGAUUCCCUUAAAAAAAUUGUUGAAAUUAAAGGGACAACAGCAGGAUUUAAAAUACCUCUUUAUAGUUUAAAAAAAUAAUAAUAAAAUGUACUGGUAAGCUGACCAAGCUUACGAGAGCUGUGUUUCUUUCAGUGUACCAAUUUUGUGAGAGCAAACUAUAACGCAAAUUAAUUUAAAUACGCGCAAAGUCGGGAAAAGUUGAAAAGUCAUCCCCCAAGAAAUCUUUAAAACGCCGUAUCUCGGGAACGGCUCCAUAGAUUUUCGAGUUUGAGCUAUCGUUGGAAAGGUCUUAACCUCAACUAUAACAUAUUAAAAUUUGAAGUAAAUCCAUAAUGGCAUUUUCGAAAUAUUCGAGUUCGAAAUUUUCGAAAAUUUUGUUUUUGACUUUAGCGCCUCUUGUGGUCAUUUCUCGAAGUUGCAAUGUUCUAGACAUUUGUAGGGUUUCACGAACCCGAGAUAUGACAUGUCAAACUUGGAACUCAAUAUUUUCAAAAUGGCGACAUAAAUUUUUUUAAUUUUUUUUUAUAAAUAGAUGUUAUAGUAGGCUAUAAUAUAUCAAAAUGUGAAGCAAAUCGAUAAUGGCGUUUUCGAGAUAUUCAUCGAAAACUCAUCGAAAAUUUUGUUUUUGAUUUUUGGCCCCCUAGCGGUCACUUUUGAAACUUCGGAUGUUUUAGAGAGUGGUAGGGUUUGUUGAAAGCUUUCAUUUGAGCUCAAGUUGAUCAAAAUCGGUCAAGCCGUUUUCGAGUUAUGGUCGAUUUUAGAUGAAAAAUUGUGACGGCCAUCCCAAGUUUGAGCCCGAUCUGACGACUUUCGAUUUUGCUCGGUACACAAAAGCUGUGUCUGAAAGUAACACAGCUAAAAAGACAUGAAAGGGAAGGUGCUGAGUGCACGCUAAGUAUUGCAAUUUUCGCACCUUAAUAGCAGCUAAUUAGUAAUUUUCUCGUCACACCAGGUGACUCACAGAGAAGUUGCAAAAAAAAAAGUGAUAAAAGAUCACACAGCUGUGCUGAUAAAAAUUCACACAACAAUAGAAAGAAUUUUAACGAAGAAAAACCCCGAAAAGAUUCUCAAUCUAGUCGAAAUGGCGUAAAAAACUGCGCCAAAAACUAAAUAUUUUUAACAAUAAAAUAGAAUAUUGAACAGAAUUUUUCAUCUAAAAGGAUAUUCCGGUCGUCCUGACCUAAAUUCAUUUUGCUGACGCAGCAAUUUCUCUUUUUAUUCUCAUGGGAAACUAUAAAAAAAGUAUAUAGAUAAAUGCAGAGAGAUAUUGUUUAAUUGUGAAUAUCAUUCGAUAAGGUGAAAAGCAAUUGAGGGGGAAAAUAUUCAAUGGAUGCUGGAUAUAUAGAAUAAAAUAUCAAUUUAAUUAUUUUGCCUGUCACACUCAGUGAGAUGAGAGUUCGCAAAUUGAAUGGCAAAAUUGCAUUAUAAGUUUACUUCUCUUCUAUCCUUUUUUUUAAAAACAUUAAAAUUGAUUUUUCACAUAACGCAAAAUUAAGCUCCAUCUCACUCUUUAUUCUUGUUAAUUAAAUGCCUCAAAGAAGACUCAUCGCCUGACCAAAAAUUCGCAGAGUCUUUGCAAAAAAUUAAAUGAAAAUGUUUUGUAAAUUGUAAAAAAAAAUGUAUAAAAAAUACAUUCUAAAAUUCUAUGUAAUUUACUAUAAAAGAAGAAUUACUAAAUAACCAAUAAAUAUUGUAUUUUUGUCAAA